AUGAGAAAGAGAGGAGAAAACAAGAACAGAUUCUUUAGAAUCAUCACCAUGCCUCUAAAAGUUUUAGGCAAGGCUCGUGACCUCUACAUGCGAAGCAUCACAGGCUGCGCAGCUCGCACUCACUACUCCUCAGCUGGUGCCGUCUCCGUUCCCUUUCCGAGAAGCCGGAGCACCUCCUCAGCCUUCUCCUCCACCACCUCUUCGCGGAGGAUGUCUUCCGAUUUCACCUUCGACGAUGACUACAGCGAGCUGGUCAGAGCUGCUUCCGUUAGGAGUUUAGGUCAUAAGAACGAGAUUGACAUGAUCAGACAUCAGCAACUACAGCAGCGGCAAGAAAAUCUCAUGAAGAGAUUCACGGUCUGCUAGCUGCUUACCCUUUACACAGAAAGGUUGAAUCUUUGUGUAUUUUCCUCAAGAUUUUCACUUACCCAUUUGAUAACUUGAUCUGGGUCUGAUUCUGUUAUGUUAGAAGCUAAGAAACAGUAUGGAGAAUUCAAGAAACAACAAUGGAGAGGUUAGGGUUUCAAUGGUUUGAUUGUCUUUUCGAUAUGUUUCUUUCUUAAUAGACAAGUCUUGUUCACUUCUUGAUAUCUAAGCUAAACGUUUGAUUCGACC
Molecule: messenger RNA, 615 nt
Organism: Brassica napus (rape)
Lineage: Eukaryota; Viridiplantae; Streptophyta; Magnoliopsida; Brassicales; Brassicaceae
Exons: 1
Coding region: 1-366 (121 amino acids)
Source: RefSeq, a predicted model, not a curated record